Messenger RNA from Mangifera indica (mango), 1221 nucleotides. RefSeq lists its product as uncharacterized. Bases 235 to 867 code for a protein of 210 amino acids. The record is from RefSeq and is a predicted model, not a curated record. NCBI's taxonomy places the organism in Eukaryota, Viridiplantae, Streptophyta, Magnoliopsida, Sapindales, Anacardiaceae. The transcript is spliced from 6 exons.
GCACAUGUGAAUCCAACACGCGAUCGCUCAAUGUUCAGGUCAGACACGUUUUUCAUUUUUAUUGCUUUUGAAUCCAAACACGAAAACAAAGUUAUGGAGGAUCUUAAUUAGAUUUUCAAGGCCCAUCCCAAAAGUCAACUGGGUUUCAGGCUCCAUGUAUAUCUCACCAUUCAUUAACAAUCUUUGCUCCACUCUUUCGCUGAUCUCUGCUCCCUUAUAUUCUAGAAAUUAGACAUGGCUUCUGUCAUUGCCACAGCCCUUCUUGGAUUCCUUCUUGUUGUUGCUCUGCAACCUAUGGCUACUCCAAGCAGUCUCUUGCCUCCGAUUCUCGCGCCUGCUUUCGAUAAUGUGUGCGAACAAGCGGAAUGUGGACAAGGAAAGUGCCAGCCUUCUACGAAUAGCACAAUCUUUUAUGACUGUGUGUGUUAUCCUGGGUGGAUGCAGACCAUUUCGGAUGACAAUAAUCAGUUCAAGUUUCUUCCUUGCGUAAUUCCCAAUUGUACACUGAAUUACAGUUGCAUGGCAGCACCUUCUCCUGUUCAAAAGAAAUCAUCCACUAACCUGUCAAUCUUUGACAUCUGCCACUGGACCAAUUGUGGAGGUGGAUCAUGCAACAGGACAUCAAAUUUCUCAUACAGUUGUGAAUGUGAUCCGGGUUAUUAUAAUCUUCUUAACACGUCUGCUUUUCCAUGCUACAAUGAAUGUGCUAUUGGAUUGGAUUGUGCGAACCUGGGAAUUUCUCAAUCUCCACCACCAGCUCCUGCAUUGGCUGAUGAUGGUAAAAAUCAAGCUGGCUCAAAUUUCCUCAGGACUUAUUAUUUGUUGGCACUUCUGAUGUUGUCGCUGGUUUUGGUUUUGCAAAACUAGUAUAAAUAAGUGGUGCUCGAGAUUUCUGGUACCACCGUCACUUGAUUAUCUGAUACCUAACUAUUAUGUGAUUGUACUGUAUACAUAUGUUGCCUCAUGCCUAGUUCAGUUUGCUGCUUCCUAUACAUAAGUUUCCAGGUUAUACAGAAAUAACCUCUACACAUACACAUUAAAGGAAUUAUUUUUGUAGAUAGUACUUGUUUGUAAUGGAAGUCAUCGUAGUUCUACUGUUUAUAUGCUACUGGGAUACAGAGAAUAAUUUUAUAUGUUUUGUAUUUUAUUCUUCUAGUGGAUACCUCUUCUUGUUAUACAAAGUCUGUAGGUAAAUAAAGAAUGCCAUUAGACUCUCAACCA